UACAACCUGGACACUCGACACGUAUAGACACUCUCCUGCGCUUUGCUCCAUUAAGCACAACAUGUUCUUUUUUCGGCACCCGAUGGCCUGAUGCUGCAUUCUAGCUCGGCUGAAACCGCGAGAAACUGACCCGCGAAAGCUGCGCGCACCCGAUCGCAGGAAAGGGCACAUACAGACUUCUCUCAUGGACACCUUUGUGGGUGACGGGAGCGAACACUCUUUCCUGGGCGCCACAGGCCCUUACAUGAGCACAGCAAGCGGAGGUCCCUUUUGCAACGGUCAUGGCUUCUCCGCUGCGGGAUGCUCGAAGCAGGCUUCCAGUGCGUUCGUCCCCGCAUCUCAAGUCAUGGGUGCUGGCCCAAUCGUUGCAUAUCCGGGAUGGCAAGGAGCGAAUACAGGUAUAGCAGGCGGUCAGAACACUAUAUUAGAUCAAGGAAGUAGCCUCGCAGCUAUAAUCGAGAUUCAACAAUCACACUUGAAUUCUCUCCGCCAAAAGGAAAGAGAGCAAAGAGAAGAAGAGGGAAAGAAACUCAAGCAGAGUCUCGGGCCUGAGCUCAUAGCAACUAGGAAAGGGCCUGGUGGAAUGACGCUUUCUUACCUCUCAACGCAUGCUGCUAUCAGUAUUGCCAACUCAACUUUCGGCUGGGAGAACUGGAGCUCUUUCAUCAUCAGCUUGGUGCCGCGCAUCAUUCCCGAUGAGACUAGAAACGGAACACGAUACACUGUCCUCACAACCUGUAUCACCAGGGUCACGCAUCGCAGCGGCGUCUCGCACGAGGACGUCGGCCACGGCUGCUCAAAGAAUCAAAGCGAUCUGGCGACUGCACUCGAAAUCGCUGACAAGACAGCUGCAUCCGACAGCCUCAAAAGGGCUCUCAGGCAGCUUGGCGAGCGACUUGGCCUGUGUCUAUACGACCAGGGCUUUCUCGCUGAAGUCAGGAAACUCAAAAACGUUUUGACCCAGCAGAUCUAUACCGCGGAGAGGAGCUGGAGAUGGAGCUUCGCAAGCAAGCUGAGGCCGCCGACGGUGCGACCAAGUUUGAAUCUAUCAAACGGCCACUUCAACGAGCGACGACGUCUGUGCUGUCCCAUCAAAAUCUUCAAGAUGAAGCAGUGCCUGCUGAGAAGAGCAAUGCUGACAAGAGCUUUGAAGUGCGUCCGUCUAAAGUCGGGAACGGAGGCAGUGGUGGCAAUGGUGCAGUCAGCAACGGCGCCGAAACCAGAACACAGAAUUGUCACGGAGCCCCAAAGCGUCUUCUGGCGGAGACGUCGCUGAAUUCAAUGCAACCGCCUGUCAAAAGAGCGCUCACAGAAGCUCCCAAGAAGCCUCGUAUAGAUGUCACACCGACUGCCCAGAAUCAGCGACAUCAGCAAAAGGUGCCACAAGCUCAGCACAAAUCAAAUGAUGCCGCUCAAGAAUGGCACACGCAGCAGCC
Tilletiaria anomala UBC 951 is the source of this 1436-nucleotide messenger RNA. Its product is annotated as dsRNA-binding domain-like protein. Gene Ontology annotation, cellular component: nucleus. The transcript is spliced from 8 exons. Gene Ontology annotation, biological process: mitotic recombination; double-strand break repair via homologous recombination; double-strand break repair via single-strand annealing. The coding region runs from base 185 to 1276 and encodes 363 amino acids. Lineage: Eukaryota; Fungi; Basidiomycota; Exobasidiomycetes; Georgefischeriales; Tilletiariaceae. The record is from RefSeq and is a predicted model, not a curated record.